This is a messenger RNA of Drosophila teissieri, 933 nucleotides long. It is a transcript of the gene GstZ1, whose product is annotated as probable maleylacetoacetate isomerase 1. Gene Ontology annotation, cellular component: mitochondrion; cytoplasm. The record is from RefSeq and is a predicted model, not a curated record. Bases 98 to 829 code for a protein of 243 amino acids. Gene Ontology annotation, molecular function: maleylacetoacetate isomerase activity; glutathione transferase activity. NCBI's taxonomy places the organism in Eukaryota, Metazoa, Arthropoda, Insecta, Diptera, Drosophilidae. The transcript is spliced from 3 exons. Gene Ontology annotation, biological process: glutathione metabolic process; L-phenylalanine catabolic process.
UUGCUAUCAAUUAGCAUCGGGAAACAGGUUGUUUUUUUGUUCAUUAUAAGUUCUGUUACUCAAUAGAAGAAAGGCUUCGCCUCUUUAAAGGAAAUAUAUGGCUGCUGCUACACAAUUUACUCACAAGUUGGCUGGAUUGUACAGGUCCAGCUGGUCCAAGCCUUUGUCCAGGAAUAUGGCAACCAAGCCUAUACUCUACUCCUUUUGGGCUAGUUCGUGCUCCUGGAGAGUUCGCGCUGCGCUGGCGAUCAAGAAGAUAGAGUAUGACAUUCAGCCGACUUCUUUGCUGAAGACAGUCAGCGGACAUGCCUAUACGGAUGCAUAUAGGGAAGUGAAUCCCAUGCAAAAGGUUCCCUCCUUGAAGAUUGAUGGUCACACGUUGUGCGACUCGGUGGCUAUUAUGCACUACCUGGAGGAAACGCGACCUCAGCCUGCACUUCUGCCUCAAGAUCUGGUUAAGAGAGCAAAGGUGCGUGAAAUCGUGGAGCUCAUUUGCUCGGGCAUCCAGCCACUGCAGAAUGUUGGUGUCCUGGAUCACUUGGGCCAGGAUCAGAGGCUGCAAUGGGCCCAACACUGGAUUUCUCGAGGAUUUCAAGGUCUGGAGAAGGUGCUGUCCCAGUCGGCGGGCAAGUUCUGUGUGGGAGAUGAGCUCAGCAUGGCUGACAUUUGCCUCGUUCCUCAGGUGCGCAAUGCCAGGAGAUACAAAACUGACCUGACCCCAUAUCCCACCAUACUACGCUUGAAUAAGGAACUACUAGAACUGGAUGUAUUCAAAGCCACUCAUCCCAGUACCCAGCCAGACUGUCCACCUGAGUUCCUAAAGAAAUAAUCAGAGCUUAAGUUAAUUAAUAACGAAUUGUAAUACAAUUACAUUGCAUUUGUAGAGAUAGUUGAUAUUAAAUGGAUUUCCAUUGGCACCCAGCCCAAAGCGAA